Trichobilharzia szidati is the source of this 1077-nucleotide messenger RNA. The record is from the annotation of a GenBank genome assembly. NCBI's taxonomy places the organism in Eukaryota, Metazoa, Platyhelminthes, Trematoda, Strigeidida, Schistosomatidae.
AUGAGAUGUCCACAGACAUGUGGUCGCACUAAUCAUACGAAUAUUGGUCGAGGUAUUCACUUAAAGUUUGGUAGUUGUCAGCAACAAAUACGUAACAUCUACAGAUUUCUGCAGCUUUAUUCACGUUUAGAUGUUAAAAAUAAAUGUAACUGUAAUAAUGAAAGUAUCCAGGCUUUCAUCCAUAAGACCAAUAAAAUGUUGAACGAAGAUUUGGAAAGUUCACUUAUGAAGGAAGUAGAAGAUGUCCUGAGUAAAGCACACAUAACUCUUUUACCACAACAAGCUCAAGAAAAAUCUGUCCUCUUAUUAAAAUCUGAGAAGUCCAUGUUGAAGUCAGAGCGCAGAAGAACCACCUGUGAAAGCAAAACUCAGAGAGAGAUUAAUACGACUGUAGUAAAACAGAAAAAGUGUGUCCCUGUACAUAUGAAGGCUCCGUACAAAGCUGAUAUUUUGUCAAAACGCCAGCCAGUUAAACCGUUCAGAAAAGCGGAAAAAUAUGUUGGUGAAAGUAAAGAACAUGAAAUCGUGGAAUGUAGUGAACACAAAAAGUCUGUUCAGCAAGAGCACCUUGUAAUUUACUCACAUGUAGUGUGCACUUGCAGUCAGAUUCAGACAGCAGCGUUGGUUAAGCAGGUGGACAAGGAUUUUCAUCGUCUGCGGACUUUAGUCCUGAGAACAGAGCAGUUAGCAAGAUGGGAAGAUGGAGGAAUUCUGUUGAAGUUAUAUCGAAAAGUAAGUAUUUCGCGUGUAUGAUAUUCAUUGUGUUUACUACACGGAAUGCUAUUCUUUGACCACAUGUAUAUAUGUCGUGUUAAACCUUUGUGUAGCAAUUGUUUACGAUGUUAAUAGUAAAUGUGGCAGUUGAUUACGAUUAUUAUUUCAACGGCUGUUAGCACACAAUGAUAAGUUUUUGAUUUUCGUGAUAUUUUGAGCAAGAUUGCUGCCCAUGAUCUCAACAAUUCGUAGAAUUAUUUUCAAUCCCUAGAACUAAAAACAAUUCCAAAUCCUUAUUUCCAAUCACAUUCCAUCACAAAGUGAAAUCAUUUGACGAAAUCAACUAAGUCCCUACAAACCAAC